Messenger RNA from Chelonus insularis, 2331 nucleotides. It is a transcript of the gene Trmt61, whose product is annotated as tRNA methyltransferase 61. Gene Ontology annotation, molecular function: tRNA (adenine(58)-N1)-methyltransferase activity. Lineage: Eukaryota; Metazoa; Arthropoda; Insecta; Hymenoptera; Braconidae. Gene Ontology annotation, biological process: tRNA methylation. The coding region runs from base 1277 to 2227 and encodes 316 amino acids. The record is from RefSeq and is a predicted model, not a curated record. Gene Ontology annotation, cellular component: tRNA (m1A) methyltransferase complex; nucleus. The transcript has 6 exons.
UAUUCUAAAUAGUUUUUAGUAUAUUAUAAAAAGUCGUACGUAUUGAGUGAUAACAAAUAAACAAUUGCUUCUAAUAUAAUUAACAAUGGCUUUAGAGUGGAUUAGAUGUAAUAAAUGUUUUAUCAGUUUGAAAUCAAUAAAAGCAGGAUGUACUCCUUUUUCGUUAACUCAAUGUGGUCAUGUAUUUUGUCAUCAAUGUAUACAAAAAGUUAUAAACGCUACUGAGUGCCUCGAAUGUAAGACCUCCGGCGUACAAGCGUUACAGUUAACAGAUGCAUUGCCAGAAGCAGUGAAGCACAUAUUUGAACCAACUCUCGAUAUUUGUGAGCGGAUGGUUUUGGCUUGUAAAUUUCAAAAUACUCAAAUGAUGAUAAUACACAAACGUUUCGAAGCAAUGGAAAAAAAAUAUUAUGGAUUGAAAAUAACAUACAUGAAACUAUACAAGCAAUUUGAAGAUUUAAAAAUUAAUUACACACGGGCAAUUAAUAGUAGAAAAGUAGACUAUUCUUUACAAAACAUUCCUUCAUCCAGUGUUCCAAGAAAUUAUUUUAAUUCGACAAUGUUCAUACAAAAUUCAGAAGCAAAACGUGCUAAUCCAAGAAAUUUUCAACAACUAUCUCAUCGAAAUUAUCAUAUAGAUUAUCAAAGCGAUGAUAAUUAUUUAACAGAUAGCUCAAAUACUUCAACUUCAACUGUCCGGGUUACCCAUUACAACGAUCAAUCGACACCUGACGGAAUAUUUAGAGUUCCUAAUUCAAGAAAAAUACCUCGAUCUACAGGUACUUCUUCACAUUCUAGUGGAAUAAGUUCAAUUAAUAGUUCAACACCAGCAGGAAACCACAUAUUUUAAUGAAAACAUUUUAUUUCAACAUUAUUUUCUGGUGUAAUCAAAUGUUAUUUCAGCUUUCUCUAUAUUCUUUCAAUACUUGAUCAAUAAUUUUUUUUAUGUUUUUCAUUACUCCUAGAACAUUUAUCAAUUCAUUAUGAUAAACAUCAUUCUAAAUAAAUAAAUUAUUACUAGCAAGACAAUUACUUUAUUGAUUUUGUAAAUAAAAUCCAAACAAAUUUUUUUAAUUUCGAUGCAAUUUAAAUUCUUUUUCUUAUCAUAUACCAAUAUUUGUAUUGUACAAUACAAUAUAACGAAUAACGUUAUUCGUUGAAAGCCCUCCUUCAAUGGUAUCAUACUUAACCUUCAAUUCAACACGUGACAAGAUUCAAUGUUUUGUAACUAUUUGCUACUAAAUAUAACUUAUUUUAGUUACAAAAUCGUGUCAAAAUGAGUUUUUAUCAGACUAAAUCGACUAUUGAAGAAAAAGACGUUGCAGUUUUAUAUUUUGGACCACAAAAAAUGCAUUCAUUUGAGAUUACUCCUAAAAUUAUGAAUAAAAAAGGUGAACUUGUGGAAAAUGUAUUUCAAACGACACACGGUGCUUUAAAAAUUGCUUCAUUGAUUGGAAAAAAAUAUGGAUCAAGAGUAGAAUUAUCCCGUGGUUGGGGAUACAUAUUACAACCAACACCAGAACUUUGGACUGAAACUCUUCCUCACAGGACUCAAAUCAUUUAUACGGCCGAUUGUAGUUUAAUUGUUCAUUUAUUAAAUCUCAUUCCAGGGAGUGUAGUUGUUGAAACAGGAACUGGAAGUGGUUGCCUAUCUCAUUUCCUAAUCAGAACAAUUAAACCACAUGGUCAUUUAUAUACAUUUGAUUUUCAUAAACAAAGAGUAGAACUAGCAACUGAAGAAUUUUCAAAACAUGGCUUGGAAAAAUUUGUUACAGUUGCCGAUCGUGAUGUUUGUCGGGAAGGAUUUGGAGAUAAUUUAAAACUUAAAGCUGAUGCUAUAUUACUUGACUUACCUCUUCCUUGGUUAACGAUUGAUCAUGCAGUAAAUACUCUUAAAACUUCUGGCGGUAAAUUAUGUUCUUUCUCGCCUUGUAUUGAACAAGUUCAACAAACUUGUCUUAAAUUAGAAGCCACUGGAUUUGUUGAUAUCAAUGUUUAUGAACUUCUUCAGAAAGAAUUAACUGUAGUAUUUAAAAGCAUACCCAAACUUGAUCUUGAGUGUUUAAAAAAACAGCACACAUCUGACGAAGUGAUAAAAAAGAAAACUACAGAUGAAGAUAGAAUUUUAACUGUGAAUCACUCUUCGACAUUACCAGGACAUACAGGAUAUUUAACUGUUGCAACUCUACCACCAUUAUUUGCACGAAUCAUUCCCAAAAAUACCUGAUGGAUAGUUUUAAAAUUAUUUGAAUUUUUGAUGACAAUUUUUUUAACAUUUGUAUGAAAAAUUAAUGCUUUAUUUCUUGUAAUUAAAGAACAUAAUAGACAAAA